Messenger RNA from Rasamsonia emersonii CBS 393.64, 819 nucleotides. RefSeq lists its product as uncharacterized. The transcript is spliced from 2 exons. Bases 1 to 819 code for a protein of 272 amino acids. Lineage: Eukaryota; Fungi; Ascomycota; Eurotiomycetes; Eurotiales; Trichocomaceae. The record is from RefSeq and is a predicted model, not a curated record.
AUGGGUUGGCGCUAUCUAUACUACACCUGCGGAGCCCUCGUCUUCGUCAUGAGCAUAGCCCGCGUGACGGUGAUCCGAUUCCACGAGACGCCCAAAUACCUGCUUUGCCAAGGCCGUGACGAGGACGUAGUCAAGACCUUCCAGAAUCUUGCCCAGAAAUAUGGCCGGACCUGCGACCUCACUGUAGAGCAGCUUGAAGCAUGCGGACAUGUCAGCAGUACUCACGCCAAGAACCACGCCUCCCUGUCGGAGAUGCUCAUCCAUCUGCGCGGCCUUUUUGCCACGCGAUGGAUGGGGAUUUCGACGGCCUUAGUCUGGUUCUCCUGGGCGCUCAUCGGUCUGGGAUACUCGCUGUACUAUGUCUUCUUGCCCGACUACCUCACGUCCAGAGAUGCAGCUGCAGGAGAUACGUCCCCCUAUCUCACGUGGCGGAACUACGCCAUCACCAAUGUCUGUGCUAUUCCUGGGCCCAUCAUGGCAGGGUUUAUGUGUCAGACUAAGCUCCUCGGACGGAAGUACACCAUGGCGACAGGAGCUCUAGCUACGAGCUUCAGCUGCGCGAUCUCCGUGACCAUCAACAUCUACUACGGUACACUGUACGCCUAUACCGUCGAGGUCCUGCCAUCCGCCCACCGCGGAACCGGCAACGGCGUCGCUGUCGCCUUCAAUAGACUAAUGGGGACGAUGUCCGCUAUUAUCGGGACCUUUGCAUCCACGUCCAGCUCCGUGCCAAUCUAUGUCUGCGCGUCGCUGUUGGGCGUUGCGGCCAUCAUCUCUGUGCUGUUUCCGUUUGAGACGAGGAGCAAGCGGCCUAUCUAG